AUGAUUGAAGGACCCGACUUAUCGCUUCGCAUGUUCAACCACGCCCAAGCUUUCGGAGCUCUUUACAAGUACGGCAAAGUUAUGCGCGUUGACUCAGAGGGACCCCAACGCCAAGUGGUGACUUUGUCUGACCAAAGCAGUCUGAGCGCUAAGGCCGUGAUCAUUGCCACCGGGAUGAACGAGCGCAUUCCGACUAGCAUCGUCGGAAUUACCGAGUUUGAAAACCGCGGCGUUUCGUACUGCGCCAUUUGCGACGGGCCGCUUUUUAAAGGCCAGCCGAUGGCUGUGAUUGGCGGCGGCAAUUCGGCUUUGGAAGAGGCGGUUUACUUAACUUCGGUUGCCAGCCACGUUUACGUUUUCGUGCGCCAGCCAUCGGAACUAAUCGCCGAGAAAAAACUCGUUCAAGACGCGACCCAUAAAAAGAACUUGACGAUUUUUACGUCCGGUGAAAUUAAACGUUUGAUCGGCAAAGAUCAACUUGAAUCGAUUGAAGCGACUGUUGAUGGGCAAGAUGUCAAAAUGAACAUUAGCGCCGUUUUUCCCUACAUCGGUCACAUACCCAAUAGUCGUCUCGUGGCGCACCUUAAUUUGAGCGAUUCGGCGGGUUUUAUCGAAACUGACCACUACAUGGAAACCAAAGUGCCCGGUGUUUACGCGGUUGGCGACGUGCGCGCCAAAGAAGUUCGGCAAAUCGCGACUGCCGUAGCUGACGGAGUAAUCGUGGGCAAAAUUUUAGCCAACCGAAUUUAA
This is a messenger RNA of Centruroides sculpturatus (bark scorpion), 750 nucleotides long. Its product is annotated as thioredoxin reductase-like. The transcript has a single exon. The coding region runs from base 1 to 750 and encodes 249 amino acids. Gene Ontology annotation, molecular function: oxidoreductase activity. Lineage: Eukaryota; Metazoa; Arthropoda; Arachnida; Scorpiones; Buthidae. The record is from RefSeq and is a predicted model, not a curated record.